Molecule: messenger RNA, 543 nt
Organism: Pterocles gutturalis (yellow-throated sandgrouse)
Lineage: Eukaryota; Metazoa; Chordata; Aves; Pterocliformes; Pteroclidae
Gene: COG4
Product: component of oligomeric golgi complex 4
Exons: 5
Source: RefSeq, a predicted model, not a curated record
GAAGGUCUCAACGAGCUGAACAGCACAGCCAUCAAACCCCAGGUGAAGCCCUGGAUCAACCUCUUCCUCUCUGUCUCCCACAACAUCGAGGAGGAAGAGUUCAGUGACUACGAAGCGAACGAUCCCUGGGUCCAGCAGUUCAUCGUCAAUCUGGAACAGCAGAUGACCGAGUUCAAGGCUGGGCUGUCUCCAGUGAUUUACGAUACCCUCACUGGGCUCAUGACCAGUCUCAUAGCCAUCGAACUGGAGAAGGUGCUGCUCAAAUCCACCUUCAGCAGGCUCGGUGGUCUGCAGUUUGACAAGGAGCUGAGGUCUCUCAUAGCCUAUCUCACCACCGUCACCACCUGGACCAUCCGGGACAAGUUUGCCCGUCUUUCCCAGAUGGCCACCAUCCUCAACCUGGAACGGGUGACGGAGAUCCUGGAUUACUGGGGCCCAAACUCCGGCCCACUCACCUGGCGUCUCACUCCUGCCGAGGUCCGGCAGGUGCUGGCUCUCCGCAUCGACUUCCGCAGCGAGGAUAUCAAGCGGCUGCGCCUGUAG